Molecule: messenger RNA, 1137 nt
Organism: Anopheles stephensi (Asian malaria mosquito)
Lineage: Eukaryota; Metazoa; Arthropoda; Insecta; Diptera; Culicidae
Product: serine/threonine-protein kinase Nek7-like
Exons: 2
Coding region: 171-986 (271 amino acids)
Biological process (GO): protein phosphorylation
Molecular function (GO): protein kinase activity; ATP binding
Source: RefSeq, a predicted model, not a curated record
CAAACACUAUUGAAUGUCAUGGAUUAUGAGUAGAUACUUAAUGCACUGUCAACGGUCUACCUUUUUCUUAUUUUCGAUAUGAAAGAAAAUGCCUCUCUAGGCGUCAGUGGCUAGUGCACGUAUCGAACAUUACGAAAUAGUAUCGAUAUCUAGUGAUCUGGUGGUAAAUUAUGGACGAGUUCAAUUAUUCAGCUUUGCAUCUGCAUACAAUCCUGGCAGAAGGGUGUUUUGGAAGUUCCGUAGGUUUGUACCAGUACUACGGGCAGUAUGUGGUUAUCAAGAGCAUCCCUUACGAUAGCCCCGAUUAUGCGUACACGGCCGUUCUAAAGGAGCACAUGAUUCUUUCCCGAAUGAACCAUCCCCGAAUCAUACAAUAUCUGGGGUACUUUCAAGCUGCCAGCAGUUGGAAUAUUGUGCUUGAGUUUGCGGAGCGAGGUAAUUUGGCUACGUUCCUCGAACGACGUUCUGCCGAAAGAGCUUUCCUUAAUCAACACACCGUCAUGGCGAAAAUUGGUGAUAUCGCAGACGGGCUUAUCUAUCUGCAUCAGAGAAACGUUAUUCACCGUGACCUAAAGCCUGCCAACGUACUGAUCUGUGUGGACAACCGACUAAAACUGGCAGAUUUUGGCAUCUCAAAAAUUAUGCACGAUGACGACUUCAAUCGGACAAUUGUCGGUACACCGCUUUAUAUGGCACCUGAGGUGGCUUCCGGCAAGGAUUAUGACUAUAAGAGCGACGUAUGGGCGUUGGGCAUUAUUUUCUAUGAACUGUGCAUGCUGGAACAUCCUUUCGUAAAGAGCGUCGGAGCGGGGAGGAAGCAGAAAUUUCGCGUACCACAAAUCGACUGGAAACGAUGUGGAUACUCUCCGACCGUGCAGAUGCUAUGUGAUAUGACGAUACAGAAAGAUCUGACAAAGCGAUGGAAGCUGGAGGACAUUUUGAAGGAAUAUCACGUUCUACAGUUAAUGAAUCGACCGACUUCUUAGUGCAACUUUUUCAAUGUAUUUCACACUCUUCUCGACCACGCGCCUUGACCAACCGAGCGUAAAAUGUAUCUGUUCCUAUCGGAGCUUUUAGUCUGCUUCUGAACCGUUAUUACCUAAAGUAGAUGGAAAGUAAAUAUAAAACAUUUGUUCA